Molecule: messenger RNA, 2727 nt
Organism: Sesamum indicum (sesame)
Lineage: Eukaryota; Viridiplantae; Streptophyta; Magnoliopsida; Lamiales; Pedaliaceae
Product: mitogen-activated protein kinase kinase kinase YODA
Biological process (GO): protein phosphorylation; MAPK cascade
Cellular component (GO): cytoplasm
Molecular function (GO): MAP kinase kinase kinase activity; ATP binding
Source: RefSeq, a predicted model, not a curated record
GGGAUCUUCCGUCUGUAGCAAGCAUUUACCGGUUGACAAGUCAAUUUCCCUGAGUUUGUUGACGUCAGAAGCGGAUGUACAUUGAGCGUUUACAUUUCACUUUCAAGAAAAUAAGACGCGGAAGAAAACUGGGGGAUUCCGCGUUACAGUUGUCCACAUUACAGUACUGGGGUGAAUUUGAAGUUGAGAUACCGAGGGCUGAAUCUUGAAGGGGGAGAAGAGAUGUCUAUGAUAUAUGACAACUGGGAGAGGCUUGUGACUGCUGUUUUGAAGAAAGAGCGGCUUUGGCAACUCUUUCAUGAUCAAUCGAGGAGCCCCAGCAUCAGCUCUGAAUCAUCUGGUUUGAGUUUCAGUUUCGGUUGCGGUUCUUCAAUUGAAGAUGCGCCAUUUUCAAGCCCAGAAUGGUCAGCUUCUAAACAGAAGGGAAAUGAUGAUUUUGGUACUAAAACAGCUGCAUCCACCUCUUCAAGCACUCUUGUUGAGGAUCAGUCUCUCGGGAACCUGACACGCAAUAAAAAACUCACCUUUACACGUUCUUGGAAACGGGCUCUAAAGAUCGAAGUGCCUAAACUACAACCUGAGUCUCAUGUUGCCUGUAAUCGUGCUCAAGACACCUCAGAAUAUUGCCGGAAUAUUAGUCCUAGAAUGGGAAGUCCCACCUCUAGUUCCAGAGUUCAUCCAAGAGCUGGAGGGGGGCACAAUAAACCACAGACGAAUUGGCCUGAUGAAGCAAAGCAAAAAGGUCACCCCUUGCCCCUUCCUCCAGUUGCAAUUUCCAGUUCCUCACCAGUUUCUCGUCUGAAUUCAGCUGCAAUAUCACCUACAUUACCAUCACAUAGUCCAGAAAGAGCAGGAAAUCUUAAAAGCCCAGGCACACUUUGGAAAAAGGGGAAGUUGCUUGGUAGAGGAGCACUGGGAGACAUCUACCUUGGUUUUGAUAGUGAAAAAGGUGAAAUGUGUGCCAUGAAAGAGGUUAAAUUAUUUUCUGAUGAUGCAAUGUCGAAGCAAGGUGCAAUGCAGUUGGAAAUAGAGUUGACUGUUUUGAGUCAGUUAAGACAUCCUAACAUUGUGCAGUAUUAUGGAGCUGAAGUGGUGGGUGAUAAUUUAUAUAUAUAUUCUGAAUACGUAUCUGGCGGUUCCAUCUCUAGGAUUCUGCAAGAAUAUGGAAAACUAGGAGAAUCAGCCAUCCGCAGUUAUACUCAUCAAAUUUUAUCAGGGCUGGCAUAUUUACACUCCAGAUGGAUUUCACACAGAGACAUUAAAGCAGUCACUAUCCUUCUAGAUCCAAACGGCAGAAUUAAGUUGGGCAGCUUUGGCAUUGAAAAGCACAUCAUUGGGCAAUCUCACCCAUCAUUGCUUAGGGAGAGCCCUUACUGGAUGGCGCCUGAGGUCAUAAUGAAUCCGAGUGUGCGCAAUCCAGCUAUUGACAUUUGGAGUCUUGGAUGCACUGUUCUGGAAAUUGCUACUUCAGAACCACCUAUGAGCCAGUUCAAACAGGAAGUGGCCAUGUUGAAGGUUGCAUAUCAUAAAGAACUUCCAAUGAUUCCAGAUCACCUCUCAGAUGACUGUAAGGAUUUUGUGAGGCAUUGUUUGCAGUGGAAUCCCAAGCAUCGUGCUACAGCCGCUCAGCUUUUGGAGCACCCUUUUGUGAAAAGUUCAUCGCCCUCGCAAAAACAAAUACUGGUUUCGACAUCUUCAGCUCAUCCUGCAGUGCCAAAUGCAGGAAAACCGGAGGAAUUUGAUCAUGCAAGAAGCUCUCACCAUUGGGAUUCAAGGAGACUAGCUAACCAUUUCUCUAGAGCAUCAAGAGUUACUUUUCGCCAAGGUGAUAUCUAUACUCCUAGGUUUCCGAUAAGCCCACUGUCUCCAGUUGGGAGCCCUCUUCUACAUCCAAGAUCACCUCAACUCUUGAACGGCCGGCUAUCUCUGCCAUCCAUACCGACCUCAUCUACACUUAUAAGUGGUGGGAUUGGUGACACCUCAUAUACUCAUUUUAAUCAAUCUAUGUUACGGCAAGAGAAUCGUCAGUCGCCAAAGCAAUCACCCACAGACAACAGCCCUUCUUAUUGGGACCCAGCCAUUCUUCAAGGAUUGUAUUCUGGAUUUCAUGAUUUCCAGGAACUAGCAGCAGCCUCUGAUCAGGAGCUGCUUGGAGGGGCUGCUAAUGGACAACUUUAUGGACAACCAAUGUUGGUUGAUCGUGUAUCUCAUCAACUCAGUAACGUUUCUCUGAAGUUGAACCCAUCUCGCCAUCUGGAUCCUUCCUCUCCAUCGCCAAGCUUUCACAUUGCUGGAGUAUAAGUUGGUUGAACUGCCAUUACUCUAUGAUGAUCUUAUUCUUACUCGACACCAGGGGCUUCCCAAGCAUGCUCCUAUCUCCACAGAAGAAAAGGGCAGUCAAGGAUGUUAUUCCUGUCUUCAUUGUGACAGUACAUCUAAUAGUGCACAAACACUUGAAGAACACAAUCAAACUCAGAAGAACAGAGAUAAGAUGGAUGGUCAUUAGUUGAAGAGAAAGAGUUUGAAAAUUAAGGAGUUCAAUAGUAAGAAGUGAAAUGUGGCAACAUCAGAUGAUAAUUUGAACACAGUAGUGGAAAAGAGGAAUAGGGUAUUAUAGAAUUGUUCAAUUUAUAGAAUGUAAAUCUUUUACAAGACUUUACAUUUGUCUAUCAGUUUACAGAUGAAGUCCCACAAUUUUUUGGCCAAUUCUUGGUCAUUAGCUUGCAA